UGUCCCUCUCGUGUUUCCGUUGCCGCUGUCUGACAGUUCCAUCAUGGCGGCCUCCUCCUCAGCUUCACGUGAGUUGUUCACGGCUGGAGUACGGGCUGUUUUACACAACUGGCCCGUUUUACAGAUCGCUGUAGAUAAUGGUUUUGGAGGAGUUUACGGUCAGCAGAAAGCAGACUGGAUGGUGGAUGUGCUGCAGCAGUAUUUUCAUGACAAUGCUGACCUGCAGCAGUUUGAGGUGGAGGACUACAUCUCCACUCUGAUGGAUCAGGAGUUUGACACAGUCGUGGAUGAUGGAAGUUUACCUCAGAUAUCCAAGGACCUGCUUCAGAUGUUUGGUCAGUGGAAGCAGGGGGCGCUACAGCAGCUGCAGGCCUCCAUAGCCAAACACAGUCAGAACAAACAAAGGGCAAAGGCCACUGCAGCUGCUCCAGAGUCCGACUCAGGCCAAGAGAGCGACUGUGACGAUGAGUCUAUGGAGUGCGACGCUGCCUCUCCAGUCGUUAAUGGGACACAUCCUGCAACAAACUCUGUGCCUUCAUCUUCAUCAGCGGUGAAUGAGGAGGAAGAUGAUGGCUGGACGGUCGUACGGAGGAAGAAAUAACAUCUCAAAUGAACUGAUAAUCUUAACCCAAAGGAGCUGAGCGGCAGAUGGACAACUUUUACUAAUUAAACUACAAGAAAUCAUGCUUCAAUACCAACUUCUGGUUUGACAUCUUGGGACUUGUUACACGUGACAAAAUGCAGGACACUUUUAUCUCCAAGCAUUGAAUGACACAGAAAACACAGACUAUUUUAAAGAACUGGUAAAAGUCAGAUGUGGUGUAUGCAUUUGGAAAAAGUAAGGUAAACUUCUUGGUGUGUUUUUAAAUAAAGCUGGUGUCACGGCUGUA
Molecule: messenger RNA, 890 nt
Organism: Boleophthalmus pectinirostris (great blue-spotted mudskipper)
Lineage: Eukaryota; Metazoa; Chordata; Actinopteri; Gobiiformes; Gobiidae
Gene: tsr2
Product: TSR2 ribosome maturation factor
Exons: 5
Coding region: 44-601 (185 amino acids)
Biological process (GO): maturation of SSU-rRNA from tricistronic rRNA transcript (SSU-rRNA, 5.8S rRNA, LSU-rRNA)
Cellular component (GO): nucleus
Source: RefSeq, a predicted model, not a curated record